CGGAUCGGUUCAUACAAGACACUGAGAGAAACUGAAAGAUCGUCUGACUUGCCAAAAAUCGUCGCAAAGUAUCUCACUUUCUUUCUCUCUCUCUCUCUCUCUUCAAUGGCGGAAGGUGGAGGAGGUGACUCUCCAGUUCCACCGUCAGAAAACAACGGCGGAGAGUAUCUACUCUCCCUUCUACACAGAAGACCUAACCAGCAGACCAACAAUACCAAUCCAUCGAUCAGACCAUCUCCUCCUCCUCCCCAGCAGCAGCAACAACAGUCGUUCGCUGUCGAUCCAGCAAUCGCAGCCGUUGGCCCAACCGUUAAUUCUUUCACUCCGUCUAAUUGGCCGUCCAACGGUACUCCUCCUCCUUGGCCGCACGCCUCAUCAUCGCCUCCCAACUUCUCGCCCAAUCUGUUAGGGUUUCCUCAAUUUCAGCAAAACCCUUUUACUUCAAACCAAUUCGAUGGGAAUCAAAGAGAAUCAGCAGAAGAUGCUGCUUAUAGAUUAGGGUUUAAUGGAGCUGUUAAUCAUCACUCGAUUCAGCAGUCGCCGCCGCAAAGGCUUGUUUUUGGUUCUUUUUCGGGAGAUGCUACUCAAAGCCUUAAUGGUGGUGGUGGUGGGUUUCUCAACGGGAGCCUCAACUCUAGCAAAGAUCCAAACUUUCCUCGUCUUGGGAGCAUUGGGAGAGGGAACUGGGGUCCCAUUGGUAAUAACGGCAGGGGUGGUUCCAAGUCUACUCCUCCUCCUCCUCCUCCUGGAUUCUCUAGUAGUCAACGAGGAUUUGAUAGAGAUUUGGGAAGUAGGGAUGGUGAUAGAGGGAUGAUAGGUAGUUCACAGAGAAGUCAUCAUGAUGAUAGAGGAAUGAUGGGUAAUUUCCAGAGGAAUCAUGAUGACAGAGGGAUGAUGGGUGGUUUCCAGAGGAAUCAUGAUGAUAGAGGAAUGAUGGGUAAUUUCCAGAGAAGUCAUGAUGAUAGAGGGAUGUUGGGUAGUUUCCAGAGAAGUUAUGAUGGUAGAGGAAUGAUGGGUAGUUCUCACAUGAAUCAUGAUAAUGCAAAGGGCGAGGGUUCUAAUGUAUGGGAUAAAAGUGGUGUUGAUUUGAGUGCUGAGAAUGAUAGGUUAAGGAGAUUAUCUAUCCAGAGUGAGGGAAGGUUCAAUCUUAGCCAACAGAUUGAUCAUCCUGGACCACCUAUGGGUAAAAAUCUGCAUUCUGUAUCGGCAGCUGAUGCACAGGAUUCGUUUUCGAUGCUGAACAAGGAAGCUCGUGGUGGUGGAGGUGGUGGUCAAUACAAAGAGGAAUUGGGACAAUUGAGUAAGGGAAAGAGGGAAGGCAAUGGGGAGAUUGGCCCUGCUGAUGAAGAAAAUGAGAGUUUUGGAGAAGAUAUUGUUGAGUCUGUAUUGGUUGAAGACGAAACUGAUGCCAAAGAUGGGAAGAAAACUAGCAGGACUUCUCGCGAAAAGGAAUCGAGAAUGGACACUCGAGGUCAGUGGUUACUCGGCCAAAGGUUAAGAAAUGUUAAAAGGUACAUGGCAUGCCGAAACGACAUCCGCAGGCAUGAUGCACCUUUCAUUGCUGUGUACAAGUCCCUGAUUCCCGCAGAAGAGGAGCUGGAGAAGCAGAAACAACUAAUGGCCAAGCUAGACAAUCUAGUCGCCAAUGAAUGGCCUAACGCAAAGCUAUAUCUCUACGGGUCAUGUGCCAACUCCUUUGGCUUUCCGAAGAGCGACAUCGAUGUUUGCCUUGCGAUCGAAGACGAUGAUGUCAACAAAUCAGAGAUGCUGUUGAAACUUGCAGAUAUUUUGGAAUCAAAUGACUUCCAGAAUGUUCAGGCACUUACACGAGCUAGAGUUCCAAUAGUGAAACUCAUGGAUCCUGUCACUGGGAUAUCGUGUGAUAUAUGUAUCAACAAUGUGCUAGCUGUCGUGAACACAAAGCUCCUGCGGGACUACUCGCAGAUAGAUGGCCGUCUAAGGCAAUUAGCUUUCAUUGUCAAACACUGGGCGAAAUCGAGAAAGGUCAAUGAAACUUAUCAAGGAACACUCUCCAGCUAUGCGUAUGUUCUUAUGUGCAUUCAUUACUUACAACUACGUAGCCCACCAAUCCUUCCUUGCUUACAGGAGAUGGAGCCGACAUACUCAGUUCGGGUUGAUAAUAUCCGGUGCGCAUACUUUGAUAAUGUUGAAAGACUGAGUACGUUCGGAUCAAGUAACAGGGAGACCAUAGCCGAGCUGGUGUGGGGAUUUUUCAACUACUGGGCUUACGGGCACGACUAUGCCAAUACCGUUGUAUCUGUCCGCACCGGUUCCAUACUUGGGAAGCGAGAGAAGGACUGGACGAGGAGGGUUGGGAACGAUAGGCACUUGAUAUGCAUCGAGGAUCCGUUUGAGACAAGCCAUGAUCUGGGUCGGGUUGUGGAUAAGUUUAGUAUCAGAGUGUUGAGGGAAGAGUUCGAGCGAGCUGCAAAGAUUAUGCAUCAGGAUCCUAACCCAUCUGCCAAGCUAUUCGAACCAUAUGUUCCUGGAGAUAAUAAUAAUAUUAGCAUUGGCCAAGGCCACAAUUAAGUUUCACAAAAAUUGAAUCAGGUUCGUGUGUUGUUGGCUUGUAUAUAUUUAUGUUUAGAUUCUCUCUCUCCCUCCACUUGUUUUUUUUUGUUGUUUUGGAUGGUUGCUUGCGACACUAUCAAAUAGUAUUUGUUUGAUUAUA
Molecule: messenger RNA, 2692 nt
Organism: Raphanus sativus (radish)
Lineage: Eukaryota; Viridiplantae; Streptophyta; Magnoliopsida; Brassicales; Brassicaceae
Product: UTP:RNA uridylyltransferase 1
Exons: 6
Coding region: 106-2550 (814 amino acids)
Molecular function (GO): RNA uridylyltransferase activity
Source: RefSeq, a predicted model, not a curated record